AUGAUCAAAUCACCUGCUAAACUAUUCUUCACAAUUGCAUUGAUAGUCAUUGUCUAUUCUUUAAUUUUCUUAUUAUUCAAGGGAACAAGCAACCAUUCACAACUAUACGAAAGUGAUGAGAAAGCAGCCGAAACACCUCUAACCAACAAUGUUCCAACAAGAACAGAUAAACAAGGAGUUUCGGAAGAAGAAAAACCCAUUCAAUCUUCAUCAGACGAAAUAGGAUUUGGAGAAGCUGACGAAGAAACCACUGAAAUUCCAACAGGACUUGCUCCAAUCUAUCCUAAAUUUGCCAAACUAAUCCUUUCGUAUGACUUUCGUAAAAAAGGAACCUACGGAUGGUAUUUACAUAAAUUACUAACUAAACAUUCCAUUGGAAAUCAGCAAUUCCCUUCAAAAAAGAAGAGAAAACUAAUUCAAUUCGGAUUUGGAGAGAAAUUAACAACUCAUCCGAAUUGGUUUGGAUUUUUCAGGAAAUUUAAUAAUACGCAUUGUAGACAAUCGAAUUGUGAAUCAUUUCCAUUGGAAGAUUCCAGAACUUUCUUCUCAAAGAAUCAAAGUUUGGGAAUUUAUUUGGAUGCAAAUAUUGAACAUUACGAAUAUAAAGAUAGAGGAUUGGGAUUAGCAAUGGCUAAGGGAGAGGAAAAGGUUAGAAGAAAAAUGGAUAAAUUUAUGAGUGAGAAUCAAUCACUACAUGAUGAGGAGAAUCUAUCUGAAAAGUUUGAUGAGGAAUUUGCAUUGAAAAUGUGGUUGGCAAUGAGGCCAUUGAAUAUUCUGUUGAAUAAUGAAGCAAAUGCAUUGAGUGAAGUGGAAAAGAGUGAUAAUAAUGAGAAGGGACAUAUGGAUAUGUCAAUGUGUUGGAGUAGAAAGUGCUCCAUUUGGACAACCUAUUUCUAUACCAAGAUGAAUUUGGAAUUUCAAGAAAAUGAUUCAGGAAAAAUACCAAAACAUUGUAUCUGUUCAUUUAUUAGUAAUUGUGUUGAGGAGAGAUUGAAAGUUGUGAGAGAAAUUAAUGCAAUCACUCCUGUCACUCAAUAUGGCACAUGUGAAAGAAAUGCACAAGAAGGAAAGGGAGGUAAAAUCCAAGAAUUAGCUGACAAUUGCAAAUUCUACAUGGCCUUUGAGAAUACCUUGAGGGAUGAUUACAUUACUGAGAAAUUCUUUGAGGGUUUCAUGCCACUUGGUUUGGGAGGAAAAACAAUUUCCAUCUAUAGAGGAGCUUUCAAUGUUGGAGAUUAUGGAUUCAAAAAGGAUAGUUUCAUUAAUUUCCAUGAUUUUCAAACCCCAACUGAAUUGGCAAACUUUAUCAAACCAUACUGUGAGAGUGAUAUAAAGUUUGCCAAGCUUUUCCAGCAACGAAUGAAUGAACAGACUAAAAAAUCCAUUAAGGAAAUGACAUUGAAAUUGCAUUUGGCCAAUGUGAUCAAGUCGCCAUGUAAAUUGUGCACAGCCAUUGGUGAAAUGAAACUUUCCAGAUACAUCCUAUUUAAAUUAGGACUCAAACCAAAAUAUUAUAGAGUGAAAAGUUCUGAAUUUACUAAAUUUAUUGCGGAGAUGGGAUAUGAUAAAUUGGAAACAGAUCAAUUGAGAAUUUUGUGGGAUAUUUGGGAUAGAGCUUAUGGAAGAUUAAUUAAACCUGAUAACAAUCAAUCAAAUUGGAAUGAUUAUGACAUUAGUUGGGUGACCUAUGUCAAAGAUCAAUAG
Molecule: messenger RNA, 1704 nt
Organism: Naegleria gruberi
Lineage: Eukaryota; Heterolobosea; Eutetramitea; Acrasida; Naegleriidae
Exons: 2
Coding region: 1-1704 (567 amino acids)
Cellular component (GO): membrane
Molecular function (GO): alpha-(1->3)-fucosyltransferase activity
Source: RefSeq, a predicted model, not a curated record